This is a messenger RNA of Pygoscelis adeliae (Adelie penguin), 1417 nucleotides long. RefSeq names its product WD repeat domain 24 (gene WDR24). Gene Ontology annotation, biological process: positive regulation of TOR signaling. The annotation marks the transcript as partial. NCBI's taxonomy places the organism in Eukaryota, Metazoa, Chordata, Aves, Sphenisciformes, Spheniscidae. Gene Ontology annotation, molecular function: protein binding. The transcript is spliced from 4 exons. The record is from RefSeq and is a predicted model, not a curated record.
GAGCGUGAAUGCAGCCUGCGGGGACGCGAGCCUCCGAGCCUGCUCCUGGAGAGGGGAGUGCGCCCCACGGACGGCCAUGGAGAAGAUGGCCAGGGUCACCACUGCCUUGGGGGGCAAUGCCCUCACGGGACGGACCAUGUUCUGCCACCUGGAUGCCCCCGCCAAUGCCAUCAGCGUGUGCCGCGAUGCCGCCCAGGUGGUGGUGGCCGGCCGCAACAUCUUCAAGAUCUACUCCAUCGAGGAGGACCAAUUUGUGGAGAAGCUGAACCUCCGCGUCGGCCGCAAACCCUCCUUGAACUUCAGCUGCGCGGACGUGGUGUGGCACCAGAUGGACGAGAACCUGCUGGCCACCGCCGCCACCAACGGCGUGGUCGUCACCUGGAACCUGGGCAAGCCGUCCCGCAACAAGCAGGACCAGCUCUUCACUGAGCACAAGCGCACCGUCAACAAGGUCUGCUUCCACCCCACCGAGGUCUACAUGCUCCUCAGCGGCUCCCAGGAUGGCUACAUGAAAUGCUUCGACCUGCGCAAGAAGGACUCUGUCAGCACCUUCUCCGGCCAGUCGGAGAGCGUGCGUGACGUCCAGUUCAGCAUCCGGGACUACUUCACCUUCGCCGCCACCUUUGAGAACGGGAACGUGCAGCUGUGGGACAUCCGCCGGCCGGACCGCUACGAGAGGAUGUUCACGGCCCACAACGGGCCCGUCUUCUGCUGCGACUGGCACCCGGAGGACAGGGGCUGGCUGGCAACAGGCGGCCGGGAUAAGAUGGUGAAGGUGUGGGACAUGAACACCACGCGGGCGAAGGAGAUUUACUGCGUGCAGACCAUCGCCUCCGUGGCCCGGGUGAAGUGGCGCCCGGAGUGCAAGCACCACAUCGCCACCUGCUCCAUGAUGGUGGACCACAACAUCUACGUCUGGGACGUACGGCGUCCCUUCAUCCCCUCCGCCAUGUUUGAGGAGCACAAGGACGUCACCACGGGCAUUGUGUGGCGUCACCUCCACGACCCCUAUUUCCUCCUGUCGGGCUCCAAGGACAGCACCCUCUACCAGCACAUCUUCAAGGAUGCCAGCCAGCCCAUCGACCGGGCCAACCCCGAGGGGCUGUGCUACAGCCUCUACGGAGACCUGGCCUUCGCCGCCAAAGAGAGCCUCAUCUCCUCCGACUCCAACCGCAAGCCCUACAUCGGGGACCGGCGUCACCCCAUCUUCUUCAAGCGCAAGCUGGACCCCACGGAGCAGUUCGAGUACAUCUCCUCCUCCAGCGCCCUCAGCGUCUUCGAGACAGACGUGGAGAGCGGCAGCAUGGACUGGUUCGUGCACACCGCCAAGCAGUACGCGCUGGCCGGCAGGCCCCUGGCCGAGCUCUGCGACCACAACGCCAAGGUGGCCAAAGGCUUGGACCGCAACCAGGUGGCU